This is a messenger RNA of Eurypyga helias (sunbittern), 1810 nucleotides long. Its product is annotated as arf-GAP with SH3 domain, ANK repeat and PH domain-containing protein 1-like. NCBI's taxonomy places the organism in Eukaryota, Metazoa, Chordata, Aves, Eurypygiformes, Eurypygidae. The transcript has 4 exons. The record is from RefSeq and is a predicted model, not a curated record. The annotation marks the transcript as partial. Gene Ontology annotation, biological process: positive regulation of GTPase activity. Gene Ontology annotation, molecular function: protein binding; GTPase activator activity.
CACUGGGACUGCAAAGACUGCACUUGGCCCUAGAGUUCUUCCCAAACUACCUCAAAAAGUGGCACUAAGAAAAAUAGAAACCAGUCAUCAUCUUUCAAUAGAUAAAUCCCAUCAGCACACGGAAAUCUUUCAGAAGCCCUCACUGUCCAUCGAUAUACCACAGAAACCACAACCUGGAGACUUGCCCCCAAAGCCUCUGCCUCUGGAAUUAACUCAGAAACCUCAAGUGGGAGACUUACCCCCAAAGCCUGGAGAACUACCCCCAAAGCCUCAGCUAGGAGACUUGCCACCGAAACCGCAACUUGGAGACUUACCUCCAAAGCCGCAAAUGAAGGACCUUCCUCCAAAACCUCAGCUAGGAGAGCUGUUGGCUAAAACUCAAGGUGGAGAAGCAUCACCGAAGCCUCAGCCCUCAGAGGCAAAUCAGAAGUCUCACUCCUUAGAUCUUUCUCCAAACGUACAAUCUAGAGACGCCGUCCAAAGGCAAGCAUCUGAAGAGUCUAAUGACAUCACACAUACCCUGCCAGAAACCCCUGUGCCACUUCCCAGGAAAAUCAAUAUGGGGAAAAACAAAGUUAGGCGAGUGAAGACCAUUUACGACUGUCAGGCAGAUAAUGAUGAUGAGCUCACAUUUGUUGAAGGAGAAGUAAUUAUUGUAACUGGUGAAGAGGACCAAGAGUGGUGGAUUGGCCACAUCGAAGGACAGCCAGAGCGGAAAGGGGUCUUCCCGGUGUCCUUUGUGCACAUUCUGUCAGACUAGUGAAAACAAACAAAAAUCCUCAACUUGAGCAUUGCACAUUCUUCAUGCAAGACGGGCUUUUUAGCAAAAGCGAACGCUGCUGCCUCCCUGUAAUCCUGUGCACAAUUGUAUAUACAGCUGCUGUUACAAAUUAAGAAUUCAUUUAAGUUUCACCUCAUGAGGUUGAAUUAUAUGUAUUGUAAAUAUACGGUGUUAUUCUGCCUUUGCCAGUAUUAUGGUAGCCUUGGAACCUGGCACGCCUUAUUGGGUUCGUUGAAGCCAUCCUCGGCAUCUAGCACUUACAUCUCCGUCUAUGCUGUUAAAAAUCCGUAUGAACUGCCAGCUUCCCAAACAUUGGUGGUCUCCGUCAACCAUGUCACUGUACAGAAAGGACUGUUCCUAAUAACUCGGUAUUCUCAAUAUACAACUAGCAGAAAAGUUAGAAUGAGUGAAUGGUUUUGGACAAUUUAAAAAUCAGUCUGCAGUUUAUAAGUGUUUGCAGUUUACAGCUAUGAAACCCACUUCGGUAUUUAUUUAAUAUAGUGCUCAGUUACGUGUAAUUAUGAAGACAAAUAUUCACUGACUUUACAGGUAACAGUAAUGUUUUAUGGUGUGCAUACAGCAUUUCAUGUUUAUAUUAUGUGGACCUAUGCCAAACUGUGAUUGCAGUUCCCCUGUGAUAUUACCUCACUAUAAAGAGUUACAAAUUUAUUUCAUUCGAAAAGUUCUUUUAAUGAAAAUUAGUCAUAUUGUUCUUUAGUAGAUAUAUGUGAAAUUUGCUGGUUUCUUUCACUGAAUCCUUAGUAACCAAGAACUUCUAGAAAAUGUUAACUGUUGACAUUAUGCAUGCAUCUAGAUGCUUACUUGAAACCUGCCUUUGUACAAAAGUAGUACUCUAGUCAUAUAGCUACAUUUGAAGAAAAGAACAUUUUAACUUAAUUGCUCUUCAGAUUAAUGUGAGCUUGCGACAGCAUUUGUUUAUAGCUAAAUUGGCUCUUCGAAAAAUGAUUCUGUGGGGGGUUUUUUCCUCUGUCUUCAGCCUUGAUAAAAGUUAGUUACCUAAAAUAAAAU